GCUUGCACACCGUCCUCACUGACGACCAUGAGUCUCUCUUCGCUGUUCUCUGCGAUCUUCCCCACCGUCCACGCAGACGCUCCGGAGGAAAAGGCGGAGAAGCCUCCUCAGGAGGAGUCUCAGGAGGAGCCUGCAAAGGAGCCCCAGGAGGAAGAGGAGGAGGAGCCCGAGGAUAUUCUUCCUGCACUUCAGGAGGAGUGUACGGAGUCUGCCAAGUGCGCGCCGCUCGCGCAGCACUUCGCGCACUGUGAGGAGAAGGUCCACGCUGGCGAGGGCUACAAGGGUGAGGAUUGCGUUGAGGAAUUUACUGGCGGUUUGCUCUUGUUGGUUUCUCUACUCAUUCUCGUCACUUGCACCUCCCUUCGCGCAGACCACUUGAUGCACUGCGUCAACGGCUGCGUCGCACCAAAACUCUUCUCCAAGCUCAAGUAGAAGAGGUCUUAGUUUACCUACUCUAGUCUAGACUACCCUCUGAUGUAUGCUCGCAGGCAUAAUUAUGGACUGUGGUAUAGAUCCUGUCUCCCGACCUAUCGCAUCCUGGCGAGACC
Dichomitus squalens LYAD-421 SS1 is the source of this 548-nucleotide messenger RNA. RefSeq lists its product as uncharacterized. NCBI's taxonomy places the organism in Eukaryota, Fungi, Basidiomycota, Agaricomycetes, Polyporales, Polyporaceae. The coding region runs from base 28 to 432 and encodes 134 amino acids. The record is from RefSeq and is a predicted model, not a curated record. The transcript has 6 exons.